This is a messenger RNA of Pyricularia pennisetigena, 1695 nucleotides long. RefSeq lists its product as uncharacterized. Gene Ontology annotation, cellular component: precatalytic spliceosome. The coding region runs from base 1 to 1695 and encodes 564 amino acids. The record is from RefSeq and is a predicted model, not a curated record. Lineage: Eukaryota; Fungi; Ascomycota; Sordariomycetes; Magnaporthales; Pyriculariaceae. Gene Ontology annotation, biological process: mRNA cis splicing, via spliceosome. Gene Ontology annotation, molecular function: RNA binding. The transcript is spliced from 5 exons.
AUGGUUUUGCUUUCACUUCCAAUCAUCACAAUUGUUUCUCCUACCACGAUAAACCGCUCUGCCAGGCUCUCCAGGAAGAGACUUUCAAAGAACUGCAGCUCAGAGAACGACAAAAAGUCCAUUGCUCAAACCGCAAUCAUGUCUGGCGGUGCACCGCCCAAGCCUCCCCCCUCGGGCGCCAUGUCCCUCUACGCGAACCUGCUCGACCCAAAGGCCGCCGCGGGCGACUCGACCGCACCCAAUGCGCGUGCUCCGGCCAAGACUGGCGAUGAGGCCGUCGGCGACAAGAAACCCUUGGAUCCAGCCAUGCUCCGCUUCCAGCCCAUGCGCCGACCCCAGCAGGGUCAAAAACCGAAGCCUAAAGGAUCCUUUCCCAAAAUUGGGGCUAUUGCUGCGCCUGCAACUACGACUCCGGCAGCGGCUACAGCCACAGCAGCAGCCACAACAGCAGCAUCUUCCACUUUGGUAGAUCAAUCAGCCUCCUCAGCGCCCAUACAGCAACCACCUCGAAGCAAGCUGGCCGACUGGGCUGCAACUGAGGAUGACGAAUACAUUUACGGGCUCGGCAAGCGGCACCGCGGUGGCCGCAAGGCUAAGAAGAAGAACAACCGCGAUGACAGGGACAGGCAAACCGACUGGGACGAGCUCUACGAUCCGGCGCGCCCCACAAACGUAGAAGAGUACCUGCGAAGCGACGAACGGAUUGCUGAGAUCAGGGAAUGGAAGGGUGUCUUGUACGCGCACCGUAGGCGCAGAGAACAAAACCGCGCCAGAUCUAGGUCUGGUGGGGGUAGUCGUGGAAGUAGCAGCGGCUCUGAGGCGGCUAGAGCUCCUCGUACGAACCAGUUUGCUCCCCCGCCGCAAUAUUCAUUUGCGCCUCCUCAACAAUCACCCCCUCACGCUCAAAAAGAGUCGGCCGCGCCUGUUCACAUUGAUGAGGCCACCGGUGAUGAUGCGUACGCCCGCCGUUUAGCCCUAUCCAAAGGCCAGGAAGUUGAUGCGCCACCCCCGCAGCCUGGCGCGGUCCCCUCUGCAACCAUCUCACGGGCCCCAGUCCGCUACGAGCCAACGGCGCUGCACAACGAGGAUGGUGAGGAUAUGGACAUUGACGAGGAAGAGGAUGAGCGCCCUGGCCUUGGCUCGGUGAAAACCAACGACUCGGAUGCUAUGCGCUCCAACCGGCCUGGCCAGGCUGGCUUUGCGUCGCGCAUGAUGGAGAAGAUGGGUUGGGAAAAGGGCAAAGGCCUCGGCGCCGAGGAAACAGGCAUCACCUCUGGCUUGAGCGUCAAGGUCGAGAAGCGCCGGAAGCGCCCAGACGCCGAGGGCGGCGGAUUCGCUGCCCCUGGGAACAUGGCCCGUGUCGUAGGCGGUAACCGUGGGACUCAGGACGUGGGCAAGUUUGGCUCCAUGAGCGAGGUUGUCGCCCUGGGUGGGAUGCUCGAGGGCAUGGAGGAUGUGGCAGGCGAGGUUGCCGAGGGCUUGGCCCAAGAGAUUGGCGAAGAGUGCGGCGAGAAGUACGGUCGUGUCGAGAGGUUAUACAUCGACGUCAAGACCAGGCAGGUUUUUAUCAAGUUCACAGAUCAGGUCUCGGCUCUAAGGGCUGUCAACGCCCUGGAGGGUCGCAUAUUCAACGGUAACGAGAUCAAGCCUAAGUUCUACGAUUUAGAAAAGUUUGAGCAGGGGGUUUAUCAUUGA